AAACUGUAUGCAACGAUGUGCCGUCUGCGCAUGCUCCCUUCGUAUACGAGUAGACCGGUCGCAGUACGCACACACACACGUAUUACAUACUGCCAACUACUUCCGGAACGAAGAAUCGUCCAUUUUUCUGUACACGCGCAAUGGGUGAAGAGCCAUUUUGUUCGGAACAGCAACGUGGCAACCGGCAUGCCCGGUAUUCCAAUUACCAUGAAUAUUCCUUUACUAUUCUUAAUAGCGAUUACCCGUGUAGCAGUAUGUUUGUCAGCCAGCGAAACGUUGCAAUCGACAAAUGCCUAUUUAACAAUGGCUGAUAAAAGUCAUUUGAAGAAAAUCCUUGAACCAGGUUUAAUAUCCGAUGAUGCAUCUUUUAUGUAUUAUACUGUUCACGGGUAUAGAUUUCUUGGAGAAACUUUGCCGAAUCAACAGGACAUCUGUGAACGCUUAAAAAAAGUAAUGGCUGAGGAGAAUGUGACCACUGAAAAAGCCUUCUAUGUCGCAUCUGCUUCAGAAGCAAUUGGGACCUGUCAAAAUCUUCCUGUACCUGUUCUAGUCACGACACUCUCGAGCGUUAUAGAGAAGGAUGGUUCUAGCAUGUUGGAAUUAUAUUAUGCGGUAAACGGAUUGACUGCGCUAUCUGAGAAAUUGUCACGCGACAAAGUGGACAAGAUUACAAAAGCGGUUCAAAAUGCGUUGCGCAAGGAUGACAAUUUGUGGAACUUGGGCUAUGCUUUCCACGUCGCGUCGGAUCUGGGAACAAGCGGUGCAUUCGCUGCCGACCGAAUCGAAGAUGCCAUUGUACAAGCCGACGAAGUGGAUGGAAAGUAUUUACAGUUUGAAGGUGGUCUUUCAGUGACCAGUUUUCUAGUGAACGGUAUUUUCAAACUAUCUCAAACACUGAAGAAAAAGCCACCGUUAACGUCUCAGCAAAUCGUUAAGAUGGCUAAUUAUCUCUUGUCCCGUCGAUCCGUACAAACUCCGAGAGGCGUGAUGAAUCUGCUUUCGGCGCUGACAACUUUAGCAAACAACGAUUUCGAGAAACCGAUCUGUGUAACGUUAGCUAAUGAAGGCGUCAGUAUAUCCGACAAUCAGCCUAUGGUCACGGUGAAAGUUUGCGACAUUCUUGGUAAUCCGGUUACCGGAGUGUCUAAAGUGAUUGCAAAUUCAGCAACACGAGUUGGAGACGAUGCCGCAAUUUUGAGCAAACAGAGUUUGCAACCCUCGCCGACGGAUAAAACAUUGUUCACGAUGAACUUUUUGGAAGCGAAACCGGAACGUGGAUUCUACAAAAUCUCUGUGACAGCGGGUUCAGUGACAAACACUGUCACUGUAAAAGUUCUUUGCAAAGUGCUGGUCGAUCAUUUGGAAAUUGGAACUGGUGACGCUGAUCAGACGACUCAACCAAAGCUCACACGCGUAGCUUAUCCGGAAAAGCUGAGCCAAAAGAUAGAAGCUGACUCCCAGCAAAAGUUGGUUAUGCGAUUUUUGCUGAAAGACAGUAUCAGUAAGAAGCCUAUGCGUGCACAUCAAGCCUUUGUACGGCUUUCUUCGGCAACCGAGUCGAAAGAUAAAGGCAAGAUGGGACGUGAAAUCAUCUUCGUCGCUGAACCAGAUACGUCGCAGCUUUACAAAUUCGAUAUGCCAGUCGGUUCUGCCGGCGUGAACUUCGAGCAUCAAAGCGGCGAUUAUAACGUGGAGUUGAUCGUUGGAGACGCCAUAUUAGCGAAUCCAUUCCAGUGGACUGUCGCAACGGUGAACUUGAAGUUUCCUGAACCGACCUCGACCGAACGCGUAGACAAAACCGCAUCGUACAAGCGUAAAUUGAACAUUUAUGCGACUAAACCAGAGAUACAGCAUAUGUUCCGCGAACCCGAGAAAAGGCCAGCCGCUUUCGUUUCCAAUUUGUUUACAGGCCUGUGUUUGGCCCCAGUAUUAUUGCUUUUCAUUCUGUGGGCAAAACUCGGAGUAAACAUAUCGAAUUUUCCACUUUCUUUGAGCGCGAUAACAUUCCAUCUUGGCUUGGGAAGUAUUUUCGUACUUUUUGGAAUAUUUUGGUUACAACUCAACAUGUUCGUUACACUUCGAUACCUGCUUGGCCUUGGAAUCGUAACGUUUCUCGCCGGCAAUAAGAUGCUAUCGCGUAUAGCACAUAAACAUAAAUUACGAUAAAAGCAAUUGCAUCGAACAAUUUUACUCUAGCAUGAUCAAAUCGUUCAAUUAUUGAAAAUAAACACGAGAAACACCCGAAGGCUGAUGUUGCUCGAUCGGGGAACGGUCUUUGACGAAGCUGCCGUUCGCUUCUUCGGUCCAUCGAAUUAUUAUAGUUUCAAUGUCGUCAACAUCCGUUCUAUUUACAUUUGACGCAUGAAAACUUUUCGCUGCAAUGGCGUGGUAUGUGGUGUUGUCCCGCUGUUGUUGCACGUGUGCUCUUGCGAUAUAUAGUUUCGCCGAACGCGCACUGUCUCGAGGUGCUGUCAUUUCUUCCGUUGAUUAUUAGAGAGAAAAAAAAUAUUCUUUAUGCACAUAGAAUUAUCGGUAUAACGAGCGUGUACGUAAACAUUUGAAGCUACAAUACAGUUUAUCGUGAAAAACACUCGUAGAGUAACAGAGAAGAAGAACCAUAAUACAUACCUAUCAUUGAUGCGCCGAUAUGUGUCGCAUCUGGUAAAAUAUUGGUCUGCGAAUAAUAAGAAAACAUUGAGUAUGACUGUAGAAAA
Molecule: messenger RNA, 2714 nt
Organism: Megalopta genalis
Lineage: Eukaryota; Metazoa; Arthropoda; Insecta; Hymenoptera; Halictidae
Gene: OstDelta
Product: oligosaccharide transferase delta subunit
Biological process (GO): protein N-linked glycosylation
Cellular component (GO): oligosaccharyltransferase complex; membrane
Source: RefSeq, a predicted model, not a curated record